UCAGGUGACGUGUUGUGUUGUCAUAUAUUUGGAGAAGAUGUCAGCGCACGAUCACUUCUCUCUUUGUCUGUGCGAUUUAAUUAGGUUACUCUUGUCUCUUAUGUUACCAUGCUUCUAUCUGAGUUUCCUCCUGACAGCUAUUCUCUUCCUCUUCAUCAUGGGGGUGAGAAGUUGGCUGCAGAUGAGAAGGAAGACCAGAAGAGCUCAGGAUGGCCGGCCUGCCGUGGCCUUUUUCCACCCAUACUGCAAUGCAGGAGGAGGAGGAGAAAGAGUGCUGUGGUGUGCUUUACGAGCUCUUCAAAACAGGUACCAAGAUGUUUCCUUCGUGGUCUACACGGGUGAUCAGGGGGUGACAGCAGAAGAGAUUUUGGAUGGAGCACGGAGACGCUUCAACAUCAGACUCCCCCGACCUGUUAAGUUUGUGUUCCUGAAGCAUCGUCUACUGGUGGAGGCAAAACUUUACCCACAUUUCACCCUUCUGGGGCAGAGUGUGGGCUCCAUCUUCUUGGGGUGGGAGGCAUUGACUGAGUUUGUUCCAGAUCUCUACAUUGACUCAAUGGGCUUCGCCUUUACCUUACCCGUGUUCCGCUAUCUGGGUGGUUGUCAAGUGGGAAGCUAUGUGCACUACCCAACCAUCAGCACGGACAUGCUGUCUGUGGUUCGAGAUAGAAACCCCAGGUUCAAUAAUGCAGACUACAUCUCCAGCAAUCCUGUACUCAGUGCCGUCAAAGUGAUUUAUUAUUGUGUCUUCGCACUGCUGUAUGGCCUGGCUGGCUCCUGUAGUGACGUCAUCAUGGUCAAUUCCACCUGGACUUUGGGUCACAUAUUGGCUUUGUGGCGCACUCCGAACCGCACCAGUGUGGUCUACCCACCAUGCGAUGUUCAGGCAUUCCUGGAUGUCCCAAUUGGGGAAGACAAUGAAGAGAAAGAUCGAAAGAAGUGUCACAGUCUAGUCUCUGUGGGUCAGUUCCGGCCAGAAAAAGACCAUCAGCUGCAGAUCAGGGCAUUUAAAAAGCUUCUGGACAGGAAAGAGGCGGAGCCUGCUGGAAGAGAGGCUGUAAAGUUGGUGCUGAUUGGUGGAUGUCGGAACCAGGAGGAUGAAGAUCGGGUCCUGAUGCUGAGAGGAUUGUGCCAGGAGCUGGGCAUAGCAGACAAGGUGGAGUUUAAGCUCAAUAUUCCAUUCCAGGAGCUGAAGAAAGAUUUAACAGACGCCACCAUUGGGUUGCACACAAUGUGGAACGAGCAUUUCGGCAUUGGUAUAGUGGAGUGUAUGGCUGCAGGAACAAUCAUUCUAGCUCACAAAUCUGGUGGUCCAAAGUUGGACAUUGUAAUUCCCUACGAUGGUGGUCCCACCGGCUUUUUGGCAGAUGAUGAAGACAAUUACGCAGACGCCAUGGAACGAAUCCUUUCUAUGAGUCCUGCUACUCAGUUAGAAAUGCGACGCCGGGCCCGUCUGUCCGUCUCCCGUUUCUCAGAUCAGGAGUUUGAAGGUUCAUUUCUGUCAGCAGUGGAGCCUCUGAUGUCAACGCUGAGAGCGUGAGAGUGGCAGAGCCGUAUUUCUGUUAUUACUGACUGUAGCGAAUUAGCCUGAUGCACUUUAAGCUUGCACUGGCCCUAUAAUGCUGAUUGUUAAUCAUUCCAUGUUUAGAGCAGUUCAUAGCAGCCUGUCUUGUGACCAUUUGCUCUGUCUUUAAAGUAAGGGGUGCAUGAAUGGAAUUGCUGGUGUUGGUUAGAUGCCAACUUUUGCUUUAAGUUAAUGACAAGAAUGAAAGAUUCAUGUGCUGCUGUCGAUUUUGUUUUAUUUAAAAAAAAAAAAAAAACUCCUGGUCUGUCUUCAUAUCAGUUUAGUGUGUUAUAUAUAUAUAUGAUGAUCUAUACUAGUAAUACUUGGAUUUGUUUUGUUUUAUAGUGAGAGAUUUCAGAUUUGCAUAAAAAAGUUCAGGUUCACUAAAAUGUAUUUUGUUGUUUUAGUUUGGAAGGUUCGAUAUAGUGUUUCUGUUGGUUUACUUUUGUUUUUUACACACACAAAAUAAAAAUGCAAGAGUGGUGCAGAUGCAGCAUAGAUUAUUAUGCAGCAUAUUAUUAUAUUUUCAAUUAUUACAUUGGACUACUAUGUGCAAUUCUCACAUGUCACAUACAGCUGUCCAAACUUUUUAGAUUACCUAACCAAACUUCAGUAAGAGAAAAGAUUUUUUUUUUCUUACAUUAUAAGUGCUGUGUACAGAGAAAACAUUCCGGGAGCAUAGAUUCUGGGUAAGAGAAAUAGUGUAUAAUCUAGAUAGGAAAGCCACAGAGAGCGGCCAAAUUAAACAAGGCAUAGAGGAGGGAACGGCGAGGGGUGAGCUUUUAAAAAUCUAGGUGUUCCUAGUAAAUUCAUACUUUUAAAGUUUAAAGAAAACUGCUAACUGAAAUUAAAACACACAGAUACAGAGAGUUUGGGAGUAGAAUACAUGUAACGUAGUUUGAUAUUUAAAAUACCAAAUAUGGGUCUAUUAAAUUGUGUCAUGAGUUAAAUGGGAAAAUCUUUUUAGAUUACCAAAGACAUUUCAUUUAUACAUACGUGUAAAGCAUAUGAUAAUUAGCAAUUGGGUUCCGUAACACACGUACAAAAACAAACAUACAUAGACAGAGAGGGUGAUACCAUUGUAUCCAGCCUGUUUAGUUUAGAAAAUCCUGUUAAAUUAAAAAUGAAUAGGCUAAUUGUCAUUAAAAUACAAAAAUGAUUUUACUUGCAGGAAAAAAUGUCUGCAAAAAACAAAAUUGUUUUGGCAUCAACGUCAAAAUUACUAAAAUAAUGUUCACACUCUUUUUUUAAAUGUUCAAUUCUUGCUAUUAACUAAGACUUCUAGCUCAAUACAUUACUACUUUGCUGCUUAUUAUUAGUAAUGUAUAGUUGGGUUUAGGCAUUGCGUAGGAAUAGUGAUGUACAAUAAGAUCAUGUUUAAAAAACCAGCCCGUAUCGUAAUAAUAUUCAAGUAAUAUGCCAGCAGUUAAUAUGUGAAUUGGUGCUUAAAUUAUAGUGUUACCAUAAUAAUAAGAACUGCAUUUAUAAAAAUGCCUAUGUUCAAAACUUAACAACGCCCUUGAAUCUCACAUAUUUAGUGAUAGUUGUUAAAUUAUUUUCUUUGGUAUUACCUUCAGAGAAGUCCUCUAGGUUCUGCAUGUUGUUUAGUUUUGUAGUAUCAUUGUAUCAGUGACCCCUUUUCAAAAAUGAUUUUCACACUAAGAAUAUAGUGUGAAAUUAUUUUAUACUCCAUAAGAAUAUAGAGUAUAAUAGUGAUAAAUUCCAUUGCAACAAUCCCAUACAGUGUGGCAACACCUCUAUUAUUGGGACAUAGUGUCCAAACUAUCAACAAGUUCGAUGAACUUUUAUUUUGGGGGCAAGCGAGUAGUUCAAAUGUUUUAAUAAUAGUUAAAUAGACUUUAUAAACCAACGCAGAAGUGUUUCUUUAGUUAUUCUGACCAUCAAUUGUCAAGUAUUCACCGACAAUCUCUCUUUUUCUUUUGGCAAAGAAAGUGUAUUUUAUUUUAGUUACUUACAAAAUCAAAUUUGUCUUUUUGCUCUUUCAUCAGAGUAUGUGGAUUUCAGUCGCAGUGUCAAGAUAAGAUCGUAUUAAAUCUCACUCUCCGGCA
Messenger RNA from Danio aesculapii, 3633 nucleotides. RefSeq names its product ALG11 alpha-1,2-mannosyltransferase (gene alg11). Gene Ontology annotation, biological process: protein N-linked glycosylation. Bases 38 to 1540 code for a protein of 500 amino acids. The record is from RefSeq and is a predicted model, not a curated record. Gene Ontology annotation, cellular component: endoplasmic reticulum membrane. NCBI's taxonomy places the organism in Eukaryota, Metazoa, Chordata, Actinopteri, Cypriniformes, Danionidae. Gene Ontology annotation, molecular function: GDP-Man:Man(3)GlcNAc(2)-PP-Dol alpha-1,2-mannosyltransferase activity. The transcript has 5 exons.